Messenger RNA from Thrips palmi, 1212 nucleotides. Its product is annotated as phospholipase A1-like. The record is from RefSeq and is a predicted model, not a curated record. The transcript is spliced from 6 exons. Gene Ontology annotation, molecular function: lipase activity. NCBI's taxonomy places the organism in Eukaryota, Metazoa, Arthropoda, Insecta, Thysanoptera, Thripidae. The coding region runs from base 19 to 1128 and encodes 369 amino acids. Gene Ontology annotation, biological process: lipid metabolic process.
GCGAGUCCAAGUUUCGCCAUGUGCACUCUUGCGUUCUUCGCCGUCGCGGUCCUGGCCGCGGCCACCGUGGCCGCGCCCGGGCGCGCGCCCUCCGGACAGCUCGUCGGCCAGGUCGGCGACGCCCUGCUCCAGGCCGAGCUGAGGGCGUGGAAGGCCGCCGGGCAGCCGGACUUCGUGCACUUCCCCGACGACAAGGGGGAGCCCGUGCUGGCCGCCAUCGUGGGGGACCAGUCCGUCAAGAGCGUCAAGGGCUUCCUUCCCACCGCGGACGACAUCAAGUUCCACCUGUUCACGCAGCAGAACGACACUGACCUCUUCGGCCAGGAGUUCGAUCUGAACGUGACCAGCCUGCUGGCCGCCGGCUUCAACACCCGCCUCCCCACCAAGGUCAUCACCCACGGCUUCACCAACACCAUCGAGUCGCCCAUCAUCCAGGAGAUCAAGAACGCCUACCUCGGCUCCGGCGCCUUCAACGUGAUCGGCGUGGACUGGGGCGCGCUCUGCCCGGCGCCGCUCUACUUCACGUCGCGCGUGCACGUCCCCGUGGCCGGCACCCGCGUCGGCGAGAUGCUCACCGUCAUGGUGCAGGGCGGCAUCCUGGACACGGACGACCUGCACCUCAUCGGCCACAGCCUCGGCGCCCACGUGUCCGGCCUGGCCGGCAAGAAGCUGUUCCAGGACACCGGCAAGCGCCCCAAGAGGAUCACAGGCCUCGACCCGGCCUACCCGCUCUUCAUCGUGACGCCCGAGGAGAACCGCCUCUACAAGGGGGACGCCGACACCGUGGACGUGAUCCACACCUGCGCCGGCUUCCUGGGCUUCUCGGACGCGCUCGGCACCAGCGACUUCUUCCCCAACGGCGGCAGCGACCAGCCCGGCUGCGGCGUGGACCUCACGGGUGUUUGCUCACACGCUAGGUCGUAUAAAUACUUCGCGGAGUCGAUAGUCGAAGGCAAGGGCUAUCAGGCAGUCUACUGCGAGUCUGAUAAGGAUGCCUGGAAUGGAGCAUGCACAACUCAAGAAGACGGAUGCAUGGGUGAAAAAGUCUAUUUCAAGGAAACAGGAUCUUACUAUUUGACUACUUCUGAAAAUGCUGGACCAACACUGGAAUGCCAACUGUCACAGUAGACAGAAUAGAAGAGAUAAAAUGAAUGAUCUUAGGUCAGAAUGAAAUUUAAUUUCACCUUGGAAUAAAGUUUUCUUAACUAAUGA